This is a messenger RNA of Trichomycterus rosablanca, 2490 nucleotides long. RefSeq names its product atlastin GTPase 2 (gene atl2). The transcript is spliced from 13 exons. Gene Ontology annotation, biological process: protein homooligomerization; endoplasmic reticulum organization. Gene Ontology annotation, molecular function: GTP binding; GTPase activity. NCBI's taxonomy places the organism in Eukaryota, Metazoa, Chordata, Actinopteri, Siluriformes, Trichomycteridae. The record is from RefSeq and is a predicted model, not a curated record. Bases 4 to 1785 code for a protein of 593 amino acids.
AAGAUGGCGGAGCACAGCGGACGGAGGAGUCGAGAUUUCCCGGAGACAAAUCAUAAAAGUGAUUCAUAUGGCGAAGAUAUGACCGGGGUGGAGGAAGUGCCAUUGUUUCAUCCUGUUCAGGAUUCUAGCACAUGGGAAGAAUUGAGCCCGGAAUCAAAUGGGGAGGCUCAGUGUGCCGAGGAAGAAGAGCCAGUUCCUCAGGGUGCUCGACCUAUACAGAUUGUAGUCGCCAGUGAGGACGACCAUAAAUUUGAAUUAGAUGCUGUAGCGCUGGAGAAGAUCCUAAUGCAAGAACAUGUCAAGGAUCUUGAUGUCGUCGUGCUCUCUGUGGCCGGUUCUUUUCGCAAGGGCAAAUCCUUCCUUCUGGACUUCAUGUUGCGCUACAUGCACAAUCAGUCAUGUGAGUCAUGGAUGGGAGGAGAUGAUGAGCCAUUAAAAGGUUUCACUUGGAGAGGAGGUUGUGAGAGAGAGACAACAGGAAUACAGGCCUGGAACGAAGUGUUUGUGGUGGAAAAACCUGACGGCAAUAAGGUGGCUGUCCUGUUAGUUGACACUCAGGGUGCCUUUGACAGUCAGUCAACUAUUAAAGACUGUGCUACAGUCUUUGCCCUUAGCACUAUGACCAGCUCCAUGCAGAUAUACAAUCUUUCACAGAAUAUUCAGGAAGAUGAUCUGCAGCACCUCCAGCUUUUUACAGAAUAUGGUCGCCUAGCAAUGGAAGAAGUCUAUGAAAAACCUUUUCAGAAACUAAUGUUUUUGAUCAGGGAUUGGUGUUACCCUUAUGAGCACAAGUAUGGUCUUGAAGGUGGAAAUUACUUCUUGAAACGAAGACUUCAGUUAAAGCAAAACCAGCACGAAGAGCUACAGAAUGUGAGGAAACACAUCCAUUCUUGUUUUUCAAGCAUUGAUUGCUUUCUGCUGCCCCAUCCAGGCCUGAAGGUUGCAACUAACCCCUGCUUUGAUGGCCGACUAAGAGAUAUUGACAGUGAUUUUAAGAAGGAGCUACAGAAGCUGGUGCCUCUGCUGUUGGCUCCUGAGAACCUGGUGGAAAAAGAGAUUAAUGGAGCCAAGGUCACAUGCAGAGAUCUACUGGAGUAUUUCAAGGCUUAUAUUAAAAUUUACCAAGGAGAAGAGCUUCCGCAUCCCAAGUCAAUGUUGCAGGCAACCGCUGAAGCAAACAACCUGACAGCUGUGGCCGGGGCAAAAGACACUUAUGGUCGGACUAUGGAGCAGAUAUGUGGUGGAGACAAACCUUACAUUGCACCAGUCGACCUCCAGCGCUAUCAUGAUGAACUCAAGCAGGUCUCUGUUAAGCAGUUCUGUGCUGUUAAGAAAAUGGGAGGAGUCGAAUAUAGCAAGCGGUACCAGGAGCAGCUGGAGACCGAGCUUGAUGACGUUUAUAAAAACUUUGGCAAACACAACGAAAGCAAGAACAUUUUCUAUGCAGCCAGGACUCCUGCCGCGCUGUUCGCCGUCAUGUUCGCCACCUAUGUCGUCUCCACAGUAACCGGCUUUAUUGGCUUAUCAACAAUCGCAGCUCUGGCCAGCCUUGUGAUGGGAGUGACAUUAUUGAUGCUGUGCACGUGGGCGUACGCCAGAUACUCAGGAGAAUACCGAGAUGUGGGUGUGGCUAUAGACCUUAUAGCAGAAGCCUUGUGGGAACAGGUGCUGAAGCCAAUGACCGAGCAAUACAUGGAUACAAACGUCCACCAGACUGUAGUUAACUCUAUGAGAGCCAGUCUUACUGAACAAGUGACACAAACUGCCAAGUUAAAGACACACUAAUGGUUAGCUUCACCCCAGGUUCUGCUUGUUCAGUGUGUACAGAAUUUUGUCAUAGUUUUGUGUGGACUUUAGACCGAAAAAUUGACACCAAAGUUUACAGCUCAGCCGAUGUACAUCUUGCAUCUUCAGUAAACGACUGAAGCUUAGUGCAUGCAUAUGUGUGUGAUUAUUUUUUUUAGAUUUAAAUGUAGGUUUGCCAUGCACAUUUGCAUUUGACAAGAAGUUAUUCAGCAACAUUGUGGCAUUUAUUCUUCUACCUAUUUAAAUCAUAUUUUUAACAUUUAUGUCAGACUCAGUUACACCGUUUCAUAGUAAAUGGUUUUUUUGUUUUAAUGCUGUAGAGUUUAUGAACGCUAAUGCUGGAUCUUUUUAAGCAUUAACUGACAUUCAUAUGAUGUUGAUAAAUGCACUUAGGCUAAGCAGAUUAUAAAGCCAUUCAAAACUGCCCUACUCUAGUCGCCCUCUUGUAUUAUUUGAAGCAUGUUCUUGAAUGUAUAAAUAUAAUUGUAUAUUCUAUUUGUAGAUAAUGGCUAGGUGGGCUAGUUCUGACUUAAAUAGGUAAUUCAGGGUGUACUGUGUGCAGUUCACAUGCUGUUUCUGGAUAAAGCUUGCCUGAACACAUCAUUCACAAUCCUAUGGAGUAUACGUGGAAUAAUUGACUUGUCCUUUAAUUUAUUUUAUAAAUGAUUAAACUAUUUAAAUUAC